Messenger RNA from Trypanosoma theileri, 3108 nucleotides. Its product is annotated as calpain-like cysteine peptidase. The transcript has a single exon. Gene Ontology annotation, cellular component: cytoplasm. Gene Ontology annotation, molecular function: calcium-dependent cysteine-type endopeptidase activity. Bases 1 to 3108 code for a protein of 1035 amino acids. The record is from RefSeq and is a predicted model, not a curated record. Gene Ontology annotation, biological process: proteolysis. NCBI's taxonomy places the organism in Eukaryota, Euglenozoa, Kinetoplastea, Trypanosomatida, Trypanosomatidae.
AUGACUUCUUACUAUGCCGGACUCUCACUUCGGGAGAUUUACGAGAGAAAAUGUUUGGAACUUCACUGUAGAAAGAAUUCUGCGAUCUGUUCUAUUCUCUGUGAUGUGCCGGAUGAGUUUCAUAGUCUGAAAUCUAUUGAUAUCUCAAAGAACUUUCUAGGCCCAAAGGGUAUACUUCCCCUGUUGGAGAUUAUACGCUGUUGUCGAAAUAUUCGCAUGCUCAAUCUCAGUGAACAGAAAUUAGACACAGAUGCGAUUGACGCGUUGUGUCUCGCUUUACGGCAACAUCCUUCAGUUGUGCGCAUUAAUCUUUCUCAUAAUCCUUUAACAAUGUCUGCGGGAUCAUUACUUCUUCAACUAGCCAAAACUAAUCCUGUGAUUGAAUAUAUUAUACUGGAAGAUACGGGUAUACGAACCUCACUCUUAAUUGGUAUUGAAGGUCAAUUGGAAUUAAAUAGAUUGCUUAAGGAUAAGGCAGCUGAGAUGGAUUUGGAAUAUGGUGGUUUAUCAGAAGAGACAAAAAACACAAAUAUCAAAGGAGGUGGUGGUAUACAUGAGGUUUCUAAAAUAAUGAAUAAUGUAUUAUCUAGUGAAAUGCCAUCCAAAAUAAAAGGAAUACCAACAGAUCCCAUAUUAAGUACAAUCAUGUCCAUAUCAGGAGGAGCAUCUGUAUCCGUAUCAGCAACAUCACAUGGUGUUCAUGUAAAUCGUAAACGUCUUAAAUCACAAGAUGUAGAAGCUGCUUUAUUAUGUUUUUCACAUAAUAUUCAUGAAAUUUUAUUUGAUGAAAACCCUAUUCCUACUAUAGCACAAUUAUGUGAACAACAAAAUGGUUGGUUUUAUGAUACGCAGUUUGCUCCAGAUGAUGUAAGUAUACAUCGUCGUGCUACUGUACAGUAUGAAAUUACGGGUUGGCGUCGUGUGAGAGAUAUUUGUCCAUCGGCAAAAUUAUUUCCUGAUGAUGAUGAUGAAGAUUGUUUAAUGUUACCACAUAAAGUGCCUCAAUUAUUUCAAUGGAUAUUUACCUGUGUAGAAGCCGUAUUUACAGAUGUAGAGACUCUUCACAAUAGUAUACUUUGUUCAUCUUCUCCUGAUUAUGGUAUAUAUGCUCUUAGAGUACAUAUUGAUGGAGCUUGGCGAUAUGUUAUUGUAGAUGACUUUCUACCUGUAAAUAAUAAAGAUAUGUUUAUAUUUACUCAUCCAAUAGAAGGAAAAUAUUUCUGGCCUUGUAUUUUAGAAAAAGCUCUUGCAAAAAUGCAUGGAGGUUAUCCUGCUCUUGAGUUUUCUGUUGGAGAUAAUUAUCGGGUACAUAGAUUAACUCAAAGGAUGGACAGAAGGAGUAGGAUUGGAACAUUAUUUAGAAAACAAACUUUUCUAUUAAAUGAUCGAGUAAGUAUUAUUAAUACUGCAAGAAAAACAAGUUGUGCUAAACUUUUAACUGAUUUAACUGGUGGAGUAGGUAUUAUUCGUUUUUUAAAUCAUGAAAGUUUUUCUGCAGAUGAUUGGUGGAUAUCUAUGCUUGAAUUUUACAGUACAGGAUCUUUAAUGGUGGCGUUAAGUGGAUCAUCUAAUAAAACACAUCCUGUGAUUGAAUCUUCUCAGGUUUAUCGUAUUCUUCAAGUUCAUCAGGUACAAGAUAUGCGACUUCUUGAAGUUUCAAGUGUUUGGAAAAGUAAAGAAUGGAAAAGUGAUUGGAGUGAUGAAAUAUCCCAUUGGAGUAAAAAUUUGGAUUUUGAUACUACACUUCGUAAUAAUAAAACACGUAGAAGUAAAAAUCAACAAUCCUGUUGGUUAUCCUAUAUAGAUUUUAUUUCUCUUUUUACACAAGUUCAUGUUUGUCGUCUCUUUAAUGGAUUUCAUGAACGUAUUAUAGAAGGUGAAUGGGAUCGAGAUAGUGCUGGAGGUUCUUGCUUUGGAUAUCGUUGGCAUAUCAAUCCACAUUAUCGUCUUAAAUUUACUCAUGAUUCAUCUCUUUUUAUUAAUCUUGCAGUUCCUGAUACUCGCUUUAAUCCAACAGAUAUUGAAUCACUUGGUCUUCAUAUCGUUGAAAAGAAACGUUAUCCGCUUCGUUAUGCACAAGAAACGGAACAAGUUAUAGCAUCUACAAAAUAUGUUUAUACAGAUUCUAUUUCAUUUGAAGGUAAUUUACAGGCAGGAGAUAAUUAUUGGGUGGUUCCAAGUUCACAUAUGGGAGGUGUAUUUGGUAAAUUUCUUAUACGUUUAUUCUCUACUUCAAGUUUUCUUGUAUGGAAAGAAAAUCUUUCAUUCCAUUGGAAUACAAUAGAAUUUAAAGAAACCGUGGAAUGUAGUGGAGAAUAUCGUGCUGGAGAUGAUAACGCACAAGUUGCCCUUAGAUUUCCUUAUUCUGAUAUUAAUGGAGGUCGUAAUUCUGAAGGUGAAGCUAUAUUUGUAAAAGUUCAUACAGUAGAUGCAACAGAUACGGUUCUAGGUAUUUUCCUUGUAAAGUCUACUAUGAUAAAAGAUAGACCUUCAAGAUAUGUAGGAGCUUUGCGUGAUGAAUCUAUUUUGGCAUCUAGUAAUUUAACUAUGGGUGAUUGUGUAUAUCUAGAAGCAACUGUUACUCCUGGUGAAGUUUAUACACUUAUAGUUUGCGUAAACCCUGAAGGUUCACGAGCUAAACUUGAAUACACUAUAUGGAGUUCCCUUCAAACUCCAGAGAUUAUACCUUUACCUGUUUGGGAAAAGAAAAUUGUUUCCAUUUCAUGGCCAGAAGGAAGUGGUUCUUACUAUGAAGCUACACGAAAUCCACAAGUUGAGAUGUUUCCAGUUAAUACUCAUGAUACUAUUGUUAUACGUAUGCAAAUAACAGAAUGUAGUUAUAAUGCUCCUGCAAUUGUAUUUUUUGUAUUGGCUAAUGAUGGUCGUCAAGGUGAGGGUAUUAAAGGGCAAAUACCAGCUGAUAGAGUUAUCAUUCGUUCACAAUAUGUUCGACAUCAUGCGGUUCAAUGUGAACUUCGGUUAAAGAACCCAAUGGAUUCGUUACUUAUUAUACCUUCUCUUCAACCUGCUGGUUCUAUUGGAAGUGGUACGAUUAGUGUUUCUACAGAAAGUGGCGACUUCACAGUUCGUCUUCUUUCAACAAGUUAA